AUGUCCCCAGCAAUCCCUGUCGGCGAAAAGUGGUGGAAAAACGCCAUAAUCUACCAAGUAUAUCCCGCCAGCUUCAAAGACUCAAACAAUGACGGCAUUGGCGACAUCCCCGGAAUUAUUUCCGCCCUUGACUACAUCCAAAGUCUCGGAGUGGACGUGAUAUGGCUAAGUCCCAUGUACGAUAGCCCUCAACACGACAUGGGGUACGACGUGGCCGAUUAUGAGAAAGUGUACCCACCAUACGGGACAGUUGAGGACAUGGAAGUCCUCAUUAGUGCCUGUCACUGUCGCGGAUUGCGCAUCAUUCUAGAUCUGGUUGUUAAUCACACCUCGGAUCAACACAAAUGGUUUAAGGAAUCGCGAUCGUCGAAAACAAACCUGAAGCGGGACUGGUACAUCUGGAAACCGGCAAAAUACGACGCCAACGGCAACCGCAAGCCUCCCAAUAACUGGCGGAGUAUCUUUGGAGGGAGUGCCUGGGAAUGGGACGAGGCGACGGAAGAGUACUAUCUGCAUUUGUUCUGUGUUGAACAGCCUGACCUCAACUGGGAGAAUCCCGAUACCCGUCGUGCAAUCUUUAGUUCCGCCAUGGAGUUUUGGUUGCAAAAGGGAGUUGACGGAUUUCGCGUGGACACAGUGAAUAUGUAUAGUAAACACCCGUCCUUCCCCGACGCGCCAAUUGUCGAUCCGAAGUCCGAGACGCAAAUGGCAGCUUCGCUGUUCUGCAACGGCCCUCGGAUCCACGAGCACCUACGUGAGAUGAGCGAUGUGCUGAACAAGUAUGGUGCUAUGACCGUCGGGGAGCUGGCUCAUACUCAUACUCUAGACGCUGUUUUGGCAUAUGUGUCCCCCUCGCGGAGCCAGCUGAACAUGGUCUUUCAGUUUGAUGUUGUCGAUCUCGGCAUGGGAAAGGACUACAAAUUCCUGACGACACUGCCUGGCUGGACACUGCGCGAUUUCAAAGCCGCAAUUAAAGGGACACAGGACAUGAUCAACAGCACCGACGGAUGGACCACUGUGUUCAUGGAGAACCAUGACCAGGGCCGUUCUAUCUCUCGCUUCGGCUCGGACAAGACCCCAGAGUUACGUAUUAUGUCGGGUAAGAUGCUGGCAAUGAUGCAAUGCACUUUGUCGGGCACACAGUUCGUCUAUCAGGGCCAGGAGAUUGGCAUGGUGAAUGCUCCCAAACAUUGGACCAUUGACGAAUACAAGGACGUCGACAGCUCAAAUUACUAUCAGAUGGUCAGAGAAAAUACUAAUGGCGAUGCGACGCAAUUGCAAAAUGCCAUGGAGUCAUUGCAGUGCUUGGCUCGAGACCAUGCCCGUCUCCCCAUGCAGUGGAGCCCAGAAGCCAAUGCCGGCUUCUCCCCAUCCGACUCAGCGACGACAUGGAUGCGUGUACACGAUAAUUAUCCCGAGGUGAACGUUCAAGUCCAAGAGUCAGAUCCAUUUUCGGUUUUGUCAUUCUGGAAGCAAAUGAUGCGACUGCGGAAAGAGUACGCCGAUGUUUUCGUGUCUGGAAAUUUUGAGCUGGUCGACGAGGCAAAUGAAAACGUCUUUACAUACUUCAAGAAAGGUCAUACACAGUCUGUGUUGAUAGUACUGAACUUUUCUGAGGCGAACCAAAAAUUCCAGAAGCCGAAUGUCAUGGUGGAUAAGGAUUUGAAGGUCUUGAUUAGCAAUGUUGAAGGCGGUCUUGAGGAUGAGUUGCAGCCGUUCGAGGGAAGGGUAUUUCUGGUGUAG
Aspergillus tanneri is the source of this 1743-nucleotide messenger RNA. RefSeq names its product glycoside hydrolase family 13 protein. The transcript has a single exon. The coding region runs from base 1 to 1743 and encodes 580 amino acids. Gene Ontology annotation, biological process: oligosaccharide catabolic process. Gene Ontology annotation, molecular function: alpha-amylase activity. The record is from RefSeq and is a predicted model, not a curated record. Lineage: Eukaryota; Fungi; Ascomycota; Eurotiomycetes; Eurotiales; Aspergillaceae.